Molecule: messenger RNA, 795 nt
Organism: Papaver somniferum (opium poppy)
Lineage: Eukaryota; Viridiplantae; Streptophyta; Magnoliopsida; Ranunculales; Papaveraceae
Product: putative glycine-rich cell wall structural protein 1
Exons: 1
Coding region: 1-795 (264 amino acids)
Source: RefSeq, a predicted model, not a curated record
AUGAAAGUUUUCUGUGUCUUUCUUACAUUCCUCCUAACAUCGGCGUUUCUUCUUCCCUCUGCUGAGAGCUUGAGACCCAUCAAAGGGGGUGGAUCGCCUAAAGGAGAUUCAGGCAAAGUUCCUGAAGUAAGGAAAGGUAUGGAUACUACUCAGGGUGGUUAUGGAGGUCGUUCAUUAGGAGGAGAAUCCAACCAAGGAAGCCAAAGAAAUAAAGAUUUUCCUAGUGUCAACCCUUCCACAUUGGGAGUUGGUGAAAAUGGAAGAAACUGUAGUGACAGCGGGAAGGAGGGUGGAGGUUCGGAAGGAAGUUAUACCAAUGGUGAAGAAAAGGGAAAUGAUGGUGCAACUGGUGGUGGUGGUGAUGGUCAAAAUGAAGAUAGUGAUGAAGAUGACCAAGGAAAUAAUUCAAAUGAUGAAGACGGUAAUAGUGACAAUGAUGAAGGAAAUAACUCAAAUGAUGAUGAAGACGAUAAUAAUGAUAAGGACCAAGGAAAUGACCGCAAGGACGACGGUAAUGACGGGUUGGGCGGAGACACUGGAGGAAAUGGUGAGGGAGGAGGAGCAUACGGUGGAGGUGAUAAUGGAGGAAAUGGUGGUUUUGGUGAGGGAGGGGGAGGAGGUAGUGGAAGUGGAGGUGGAGGUGGAUACGGUGCAGGGUUUGGAGGAGGGUAUGGGGGAGGAAAUGGAGGAGGGUGUGGAGGUGGAGGAGGAUUUGGUGGUGGUGUUGGUACGGGCGGGGGAUUCGGGUUCGGAGUAGGAGGAGGACAAGGUGGUGGUGGUAGACACGGGCAUUGA